CAGCAGAGAUCUUCUUGCUACAGAGACUUCUGCAACACAGAGAUCCAACCAUGGCACCUACAAUUGCUGCACCAAUGACCACUUCAAUGGAUCAUUUGACUCUGACCCACAAGCUCAGAAAGCCUCUGGUGGAGAAGUUACGCAGAGAGCGAAUCAACACCUGCAUUGAGCAGCUCAAGUCUCUCCUAGGUCCAGAGUUCCUCAAACAGCAGCCAGACUCCAACCUGGAGAAAGCAGACAUCCUGGAGAUGACCGUUUGCUUACUGACGCAGCUACAGCAGCAGAAAAACCUGCUGACCCACUCCAACAAGCUGCAGACUGCCUCUGAUGAGAAGCUGAGGGAAGUUGACCUUUGUCUUCUGAGCUCCACAGUUCAGACCAGCAUCACCCAAUGCUCUCUGGAGAGAAAACACAACAGCGUCCUCUGGAGGCCGUGGUAGACCACUCACACUGGACUCCAUACCAGACAAGCUAAACAGA
Messenger RNA from Haplochromis burtoni (Burton's mouthbrooder), 480 nucleotides. RefSeq names its product transcription factor HES-5. Lineage: Eukaryota; Metazoa; Chordata; Actinopteri; Cichliformes; Cichlidae. The transcript is spliced from 2 exons. The coding region runs from base 51 to 440 and encodes 129 amino acids. The record is from RefSeq and is a predicted model, not a curated record. Gene Ontology annotation, cellular component: nucleus. Gene Ontology annotation, biological process: anterior/posterior pattern specification; regulation of transcription by RNA polymerase II; regulation of neurogenesis. Gene Ontology annotation, molecular function: RNA polymerase II cis-regulatory region sequence-specific DNA binding; DNA-binding transcription factor activity, RNA polymerase II-specific; protein dimerization activity.